Molecule: messenger RNA, 1065 nt
Organism: Penicillium antarcticum
Lineage: Eukaryota; Fungi; Ascomycota; Eurotiomycetes; Eurotiales; Aspergillaceae
Product: transcriptional regulator SPT3
Exons: 2
Coding region: 1-1065 (354 amino acids)
Biological process (GO): transcription by RNA polymerase II
Cellular component (GO): SAGA complex
Molecular function (GO): protein heterodimerization activity; transcription coregulator activity
Source: RefSeq, a predicted model, not a curated record
AUGCGCAACAGCCAUGCGUCUAUCGCCGGCAUCGGAAACAACCCCAGCAACGCCAACAAUCAGGAGGGAACCCAUGGAAACCAGAACAUCAACAUGGGACAUAAAUUUACCUCACGUGAAACGCUAACUUCAAUUGCGAAGAUGAUGUUUGUUUCUGGAGAAACUGCUGAGCCGUCCGCUGAGACCACUACUUUGAUUGAAGAAAUCACUCGCCAGCAGGUCCUUGAAAUUCUCUCUCGCAGCACCUCUUUGGCAACUCGCCGUGGAGUGCGCUCCAUCUCCACCGAUGACCUUAUCUUUUUGAUCCGCCACGACAAGGCCAAGGUCUCUCGCCUCCGAACUUUCCUCUCCUGGAAGGAUGUUCGCAAGAAUGUCAAGGACUCCGACGACAAGGGCGGUGGUGACGCCGCCGACUUUGCCGCUGCCGACGAUGCAGCUGGAGUUGUUGCUGGUCCUCAGGAUGUGGCCUCGAAGCCCAAGAACAAGAAGGCCAAAGUCGGACUUGCCUGGGACGUUAACAGCUUUUACUCGGUCCAGAUUCCCGAGCGCGAGGACGAGGAGGACGAAGAAGAGGAAGAGCAGAACUACGCCACCCUCCAGCGUCUGGCCGCCGCCGACGAGCGCACCCGCAACAUGACCAAGGAGGAGUAUGUCUUCUGGUCUGAGUGCCGCCAGGCAUCCUUUACCUACCGUAAGAGCAAGCGGUUCCGCGAGUGGGCCGGAUUCGGAGUUGUGACCGAGUCCAAGCCUAACGACGACAUUGUUGACAUCCUCGGCUUCCUUACCUUUGAGAUUGUCCAGACCCUGACUGAGCAGGCUCUCCGCGUGAAGGAGCGCGAAGACAACGAGAAGAACCGCCGCGGUGGCGCCGACGCCGGCGAGGACCUGAAGAAACGUAAGCGCGAGACCGGUCUGUUCGACCCCCCUGAGGAGGGUCGUACCCCCAUUGAGCCCCGCCAUGUGCGCGAGGCCUACCGCAAGCUGCAGGCCACCCCCCGGGCGCAGACAGCCAUGCUGCUGCAUAAUGGCCGACUUCCUGCCAGUUUUCCUCUGGUGCUUAUCUAA